CCCCCUCCUCGGUGCGGCCCGCGGUCGGUGGCGGCCGCUCCGGUGCUGACAAGAUGGCGGCUGGCGGGGCUGUUGCUGCGGCGUCCGAGUGCCGGCUUCUGCCCUAUGCGCUGCACAAGUGGAGCUCCUUCUCCUCCACCUACCUUCCUGAGAAUAUUUUAGUGGAUAAACCAAAUGACCAAUCUUCAAGGUGGUCUUCAGAGAGCAACUAUCCUCCCCAGUACUUGGUUCUGAAGCUUGAAAGGCCUGCUAUAGUCCAGAAUAUCACAUUUGGAAAAUAUGAGAAAACGCAUGUCUGUAAUUUGAAGAAAUUUAAAGUCUUUGGUGGGAUGAAUGAAGAAAAUAUGACAGAGCUAUUGUCCAGUGGCUUAAAGAAUGAUUAUAACAAAGAAACAUUCACCUUGAAGCAUAAAAUUGAUGAACAGAUGUUUCCUUGUCGAUUCAUCAAAAUAGUUCCACUCUUAUCCUGGGGACCCAGCUUUAACUUUAGCAUCUGGUAUGUUGAACUUAGUGGCAUUGAUGAUCCCGAUGUAGUACAACCUUGUCUCAACUGGUACAGCAAGUACCGUGAACAGGAAGCCAUUCGUCUCUGCCUAAAACACUUUAGACAACACAAUUAUACAGAAGCCUUUGAAUCACUACAGAAGAAAACCAAGAUUGCCCUGGAACAUCCUAUGUUAACAGAUCUGCAUGAUAAACUGGUGUUGAAGGGUGAUUUUGAUGCUUGUGAAGAGCUGAUUGAAAAAGCUGUAAAUGAUGGAUUGUUCAAUCAGUACAUCAGUCAACAGGAAUAUAAGCCACGAUGGAGUCAGAUCAUUCCAAAAAGCACCAAAGGUGAUGGAGAAGAUAACAGACCAGGAAUGAGAGGAGGCCAUCAGAUGGUUAUUGAUGUUCAAACAGAGACCGUUUAUUUGUUUGGUGGCUGGGAUGGAACACAAGAUCUUGCUGACUUCUGGGCGUACAGUGUGAAGGAGAACCAGUGGACAUGUAUCUCUAGAGACACUGAGAAAGAGAAUGGUCCCAGUGCCAGAUCAUGUCAUAAAAUGUGCAUUGACAUUCAACGAAGGCAAAUCUACACAUUGGGCCGUUAUUUGGAUUCCUCUGUGAGGAACAGCAAAUCUCUGAAAAGUGACUUUUAUCGUUAUGACAUUGACACUAACACAUGGAUGUUACUCAGUGAGGAUACUGCUGCUGAUGGAGGGCCGAAAUUGGUGUUUGAUCAUCAGAUGUGUAUGGACUCAGAAAAACAUAUGAUCUACACCUUUGGGGGUAGAAUUUUGACUUGUAAUGGCAGUGUAGACGACAGCAGAGCCAGUGAACCACAAUUCAGUGGGUUGUUUGCUUUCAACUGUCAAUGUCAAACCUGGAAACUUCUUCGAGAGGACUCCUGCAAUGCCGGGCCUGAGGAUAUCCAGUCUCGGAUAGGACACUGCAUGCUAUUUCACUCAAAAAAUCGUUGCUUAUAUGUAUUCGGUGGCCAGCGAUCAAAGACCUAUUUGAAUGAUUUCUUUAGUUAUGAUGUGGACUCUGAUCAUGUAGACAUAAUAUCAGAUGGCACCAAGAAAGACUCUGGAAUGGUUCCAAUGACAGGAUUCACACAGAGAGCAACCAUUGAUCCAGAACUGAAUGAAAUACAUGUCUUAUCUGGACUCAGCAAGGACAAGGAAAAGAGGGAAGAGAAUGUCAGAAAUUCAUUCUGGAUUUAUGACAUAGUGAGGAAUAGUUGGUCUUGUGUCUAUAAAAAUGAUCAAGCUGCAAAGGAUAAUCCAAGUAAAAGUCUUCAAGAAGAAGAACCCUGUCCAAGAUUUGCCCAUCAGCUUGUAUAUGAUGAGUUGCACAAGGUUCAUUACUUAUUUGGUGGGAAUCCAGGAAAAUCUUGCUCCCCAAAAAUGAGAUUAGAUGACUUUUGGUCACUGAAGUUGUGUAGGCCUUCAAAAGAUUACUUACUGAGGCAUUGCAAGUACCUCAUAAGAAAACACAGGUUUGAAGAAAAGGCCCAAAUGGAUCCUCUUAGUGCUCUGAAAUAUUUACAAAACGAUCUUUAUAUAACUGUGGAUCAUUCAGACCCAGAAGAGACAAAAGAGUUUCAGCUCCUUGCUUCAGCUCUAUUCAAAUCUGGUUCUGAUUUUACAGCUCUAGGCAUAUCAUGGCCUUCUUGCUUUUAGGAACACAAGACACCACUUCAGUACUACACUUGGGGGCCCUUGUAAGCAGUGAUGUCACCCAAAAAAAAAGCACAAAAUGCAAAAAACAUGGCACCAGUAGACUGUUUAUGAGAGCUGAAACAAGAAGACAGAGCAUCACCCAGUUUGACCUCAGCUGAGAAUGUGUGCAUGUGGUGACUCAAGUUUUCGCUGCUCUGAGCAUCUCUGUGAAGUGCCACCAGUAUUGAUUGUGGGAUUGUAGGCAGGCACACAAAUAUGAAUCUGAGUAAUGACAAUUGACUGUAUAUAUUCAUGUACACACAUAGGUGCAUAGUUUUGGUGUUCUGGUUUUAUUGUAUAAUAUAAAAAAUGUAUUUUGCAUUGUAAAUUUAAAAUUUAAUGAUGUAACUUGAAGAUGUUUGCAUGAAACUACAAUAGCUCUAUUAUAUUCUUAUUAGUGACACAUAGUAUUCUAUAAUAAAGGUCUACCAUAAUUUAACCAUUCAUCUAAUGAAGAAUAAUUUCAAUUUCCUCAUUGGUAAAGGGUGAAAAAGUAAAAGAUGUUCUUGGAGGAGUAAAUGAACUUAGCACAUUGCCUACAACUUAAGCACUCAAUCUAUAAUA
Messenger RNA from Myotis lucifugus (little brown bat), 2768 nucleotides. It is a transcript of the gene MKLN1, whose product is annotated as muskelin 1. Gene Ontology annotation, molecular function: protein binding. Gene Ontology annotation, cellular component: cytoplasm. The record is from RefSeq and is a predicted model, not a curated record. The coding region runs from base 54 to 2165 and encodes 703 amino acids. The transcript is spliced from 18 exons. Lineage: Eukaryota; Metazoa; Chordata; Mammalia; Chiroptera; Vespertilionidae.